AUGCCCUCCUACACCCGUUAUCGCGCUCGUGGUGGUGGUGCUCCACCCGCUACCGCACCAGGUCUGGCACGGCCAAGUGCUAGGAACUUGCAAUCAAUUUGUACAGUCUCUUUCGACUCGACCUCCUUGACUCCAACCUCUCACCCUGGACGAAAAAGCAGGCAGACGGUAAAGCCAUCGAUGUCGCAAUCAAACUCGAAUACACGCAAACGAAUUCGCCGUUCGAAUCAAGACGCAGAUGAUACUAGCGAUGAGGAAUAUCAUACUGAAGACGAAGACACCUCUGAAGAAGACUCACAUCAAAAUGAUUUGGACCCCGACAUUCAACUUCAACUCCAACCCACUUGUUCCAGCACCAAUAUUCAACCUACCGAUGACGAUGAAGAAGUUGAAGAUGAUGACCUCAUGCGACGUCUUGAUAAUCAGUUUCAGCCCAUACCCGGACCAACCAAUCGGCGAGCUUCUAAUCGUAUCGAGAGACAAGGUCUUGCACGAACUACUGGCCCAAACCAACAAGAACAAGCCCCUACUGAUGGAGAACAAGUCUUAAUAUUACCGACUCUCAAUAAUUAUAAGUCCAAACUGGACAAAUGGCCACCCCAUCGUAUAGCUGUACAUGAACGAUCACAGAUCAAAAAGGGUACAGCAGUACCACCCAAGAUUUUGAAGGAAGCUCAAGCUAUUUGUAAAUUAUACAAACACCAGAAGGCUAUGCUUGCACUAAUGGGAAACAUCAGUAAAUUUACCCUUGAAAAAGCACUAGGUGAACUUGGUGGAAGACGAAAAACUGGAGGUUAUCAAUUAUGGAAAAGGUACAGUAAGGAGAUAGAUAACCAUCCAAUGCCACCUAAAGGAGUCAAAGGGAUUCUUGCCAAAAGAAACCGUGACCUUGGGAAGAUCUGGACAGCCCUUCCGGACGAACAACAUGAACUUUUUCAUCCCUCAAUCUUUUACCGUCUUUCUGGUCUCACUCCCCCUCCUAAUGAAAAUUCCGACGACGAAGAAGAAGAUGAAGACGUGUUUCCUCUCAAUGCCACAGAGCUAGCUGAUGCUCAAGUUUUGUACGACGAGGUUGUAAAUAAAGCAAAGGUGGCCAAGGAUUUCGCAAAGGCUGCAGCUGGCAUACCUCAAGGACCCAGCUUACCCGAUUACAACCAUCAAUCACUCAAAUGUAUAGAGCGUCUUCACACUCAGUUAGAAAACGAAUCGAACAAUAUGAAUUUCUCUUAUUAUCUCCUGGCUUGUAGCACUUAUGCUUCGAGCGAGAGUUCCAACGCGGCCCCAGGCUGGUGCCGAGAGUUCACCACACACGAGGAAAUGGCACUAUAUGUCAAUAAGAAAAGUAAUUUCGCCACGGUAUUUGGAGCACGAGCUCAGGGACUUUUGGUUUCGGAGGUGGUAGCUCAAACCAUCGGAGGAAAUGUGAUGUUGUCCAGCGAAAAGGCCAGGAAAACCGACCCUGGUGAUAAGGUCAAGGGCGACCUUGCUUUAUUGCUACGAGCCAUGUUCAGUGCGCUGACUGGGAAAGAACAAGGCUUUCCACGUUGUCCUGACCCAGAAUCUCUCUUACUUGACACUUACAACAUCAAAGUAGUCCAAAUGCCCGGUUCAACCCUGCCAAAAGAUGUUUUGAAGCUAGGUUUUAAUGGAAUGAACAGCCGUAGGAGUCUGUGGCUUAGUGAUGUGCAGAAGAAUCUAUUCAGAUUGGAAAAGGUGACACCUAACUCAGAUGUCGCAGAUUCAGACACCAGAGGUAACCAGUUGAAUGAGGAUCUUGAUUUUCAAGUUACGAUGACCCAGGACAAUGACAAUGAUCUUGAACACAAUAUGAUGGAGGCUUUUGAGGAGGAGGAGUGGAAUGGCUUCGGUGAUAUCGACAUGGAUGAAUGA
Messenger RNA from Melampsora larici-populina 98AG31, 1890 nucleotides. RefSeq lists its product as uncharacterized. The record is from RefSeq and is a predicted model, not a curated record. The coding region runs from base 1 to 1890 and encodes 629 amino acids. NCBI's taxonomy places the organism in Eukaryota, Fungi, Basidiomycota, Pucciniomycetes, Pucciniales, Melampsoraceae. The transcript has 5 exons.